UGAGUUAGAAUAUUAGGUGCUAAAAACGUUGACUGGCCCACAAUUCUUGUUUCUCAACCAAUUCCUCUCCAGUUGAUCAUCAGGUGUUCUCGAGUCCGAUAGCUAACCCAGUAGUCUGAUAGUGAUACUGCGAACUACCCUCUGGUGUCAGGUGUAGCUAUGCGCAGCCUACAGCUAGGCAGUAUCAUGGCAUACCUACUACUGUAUCUGGCUCCAUUGCUGCUGCUGCUGCUGGUGAUGACGGUGAACUGUGGACAGGCUAUGGCCACACCAACACCAGUGGUGCCGGAUGAUGGCGAUACACCAGCUACGAUGGUCACUGAAGACACCAGCUGCAUGACGGAAUGGCUACUGAUUGCCAACUCCAGUCGUGCAAGAGCUGUCACCAUUCCCAACACACCAGCUGCCAUUCAAGCAAUGUUAGAUGAGAAGGUUGUCAAGCACCAAGAGCAAUUCUUCUUAAGUCUCCUCUUGGGAUACGCUCCGCAGCUUGCAGCAGACCUCAAACACUGCAUCCAUCGAACGCCAGAGUGCCCCACAGCUGACUUAACAAGGCGUCUACCUUGCUCAGUCUCUGGAGAAUGUGUGUUCAACACUACACAGCAAUUUGCUAAUUGUGUUUGUCCAGCUGGACUGACUGGAAGGAGGUGUGAUGCAGACAUAGAUGAGUGUAGUCAACCAGACUUGAACAACUGUGACCAACCAGCUGUAGCAUUUUGCAUUAACAGUUAUGGAUCAUUUGGGUGUGAGUGCAACACGGGAUUCAAAGCCGAUGGACGCUUGUGUAAUGUUUUCCUCUAUGAUAACUGA
Messenger RNA from Sycon ciliatum, 810 nucleotides. RefSeq lists its product as uncharacterized. Lineage: Eukaryota; Metazoa; Porifera; Calcarea; Leucosolenida; Sycettidae. Bases 160 to 810 code for a protein of 216 amino acids. Gene Ontology annotation, molecular function: calcium ion binding. The transcript has 5 exons. The record is from RefSeq and is a predicted model, not a curated record.